GUUCUUGUGAACAGGAGCUCCGUCUCCUCUGUGAUGGAAAUAAGGCACAGAGCUGGAGCAGCAUGAAAAAGACUCUUCUGACUAACAGGAACAGCUAACUUUGUCAUUACAUUUCAGGUGAGCUUCUUUGUGUUUGUUAUUUUUAUUAUUAUUAUUCAUUUUAUGAUUUAAAAAACCCUAAAUUCAAGGCGAAGCAAUGAAAAUCUCUUUAAAGUCCAUGUAAUCUUGUAGAGAGGGAUUUGAGUAUUUAAAGAAGAAACGUGUUGCGCUAAUGAGACUGAACGGACUAACGUGAAGUGUGUGUUUAAAUUUGUCUUUGUUAGAAUCCAUCAAACAUGCACGAUUUUUCAACUGUCCUACCAUUAACUCGGAACUGGCACCAGUCCUAAAGGGGUCUCCCCUCCCCACCCCCACCAGUACAUGCAUUUUCUGAUAAACCACUAACGUCCUGCCAACGUCUUUCCAAAGAUGUUCUCAAUGAUGCAAGUGUGGAGAAGCAGAAUAUUCCAGUCAGAGUACAGCUCCAGCAGCCAAAGGAAAGAAGCCAACAUGCAGAAUCAGAGCAGCGAUCGUCCUCAUCUCGCGGGACACAACACAAACAACUGCAACAACAAUGAUGGCAAAAAAGACGAGAAGAAAGAUGAAAAGAAGGAUGAAAAAAAGGACGACAAGAAGGACGACAAGAAAGAUGACAAGAAGGAUGAUAAGAAGGAACCGCCGAAAGAAGUAUGGAUUAUGGACCCUGCCACAGAUAUGUACUACUACUGGCUGCUCACCAUCUCUGUCCCUGUGUUUUACAACCUCAUGUUACUGAUUGCAAGGGCUUGUUUCAAUGAGCUCCAGUCCAGAAACUACACCUUGUGGAUAGCUCUGGACUAUAUUUCAGACGCACUGUACGCCACUGACACUUUUGUGAGAUACAGGACAGGCUUCCUGGAGCAAGGACUGCUUGUCAGGGACGCGAAAGCCUUGAAAGAAAGGUACACAAAGACCCUCCAGUUCAAAUUGGAUGUCAUAUCCCUUCUUCCUACUGACAUUGCGUUCAUCAAGUUUGGAGUCAACAACCCAGAGUGGAGGUUCAACCGUCUCUUGAGGUUGGGGCGCCUCUUUGAGUUCUUUGAUCGGACUGAAACACGAACUAACUUCCCAAACAUAUUCCGAAUCGGUAAUCUUGUUCUUUAUAUCAUCAUUAUUAUCCACUGGAACGCCUGCCUAUACUUCGCCUUCUCUAAAGUACUUGGAUUUGGCUCAGACACUUGGGUGUAUCCAGAUAUAAAGAAAGCAGAGUAUGGUCGUCUGGCCCGACAGUACGUCUACUGCUUCUACUGGUCCACCCUUACCCUAACCACCAUUGGGGAGACGCCACCACCAGUCCGAGAUGUUGAGUACUUUUUCGUAGUGAUUGACUUCCUCACUGGGGUUCUGAUCUUUGCCACAAUCGUAGGAAAUGUCGGUGCAAUGAUAUCCAACAUGAAUGCUGCACGUGUAGAGUUCCAGGCCAAAAUUGACUCCAUCAAGCAGUACAUGCACUUUCGCAAAGUCACCAAAGAUCUGGAGGCAAGAGUGGUGAAGUGGUUCGACUACUUGUGGACGGAAGACAAAACCUGUGACGAGAAGCAGGUUUUGAAGAACCUGCCAGACAAACUGAAGGCCGAGAUAGCCAUUAACGUUCAUCUGGAGACACUACAAAAAGUGCGAAUAUUUCAAGACUGCGAAGCCGGUUUGCUGGUCGAGCUGGUCCUCAAGCUUCAGCCGCAAGUCUUCAGUCCCGGCGACUACAUAUGUAAGAAAGGAGACAUUGGUAGAGAAAUGUACAUCAUUAAAGAAGGACAACUGGCAGUAGUAGCAGAUGAUGGUGUCACACAGUUUGUGGUUCUCAGUGAUGGGGCCUACUUUGGUGAAAUCAGUAUCCUGGGGAUCAAGGGCAGUAAGGCGGGGAACCGAAGAACAGCCAACAUUCGAAGCGUGGGCUAUUCUGAUUUAUUUGCCCUGUCCAAAGAUGACCUGAUGGAGGCGCUCACCGAGUAUCCUGACGCCAAAUAUGCACUUGAGGAGAAGGGGAGGGCAAUCCUGAUGAAAGACAAUCUCAUAGACGAGUCACUAGUUGCUGCGGUUGAUGCCAAGGAAUUGGAAGACAAAGUGAGCCAGAUCGAAAGCAGCCUGGAAAUCAUGUCCUCCAAAUUUCAAAAACUGACAAAUCAGUAUGAAUCCUCGCAGCGUAAACUCAAGCAGCGACUGGUGAAUAUGUCAAACCAAGUCCGAAGUCUUAAUGUAGAUCUUGACUAAUGUGUGCUUUUGUAUAAAUACUGCAGGGAACCAAGGCAUUCCUUGGUUUCCGAGGUUGUCCUGUUGGAUCUUGGUGCACAAUAAAUUGUAUUUCAACCAACGUUUAUUAGGUGAAAUUAGGUUCUUAUAAACAGUUCUCACAAAUUGUGCCUGAUAACUGUUAUUUAGUGUAGGAAUUCAUAAUAAAAAGUCAUCAUAAAUUGAAAAUUAAUAAGCACUUGAUAAUAUUUUCUCCUGAUGCAUUAGCUGUAAUUUAUGGAUCAUACAAAAAACAUUCUGACAUUGCUUAAAAAAAUAAACUAAUAAAAAUAAAAAACUAAUAAACAGAGGGUUCUUUUUUUAAUUAGGAUAUUUUUACAACAAAGCCACAGUUUUCACCCAAAAAGUGUAUUUAUUUACUAAUAAAGGUAUGUGCAAUUGUACUUAAAUGGGUUUCCUAAAAAAUGAAAACCAAUUUGGGAUUCAUAAAGUAUAAAAGUAAGUAUUUUAAAAACAAAACAAUGUUUAAAUUAUGGUAUGUUUCUAUACAUACAUUAUACAUUAUACAAUUGUGGAAUUGCUAACAAAUUAAAUACAAAGUAAACAGGGAGGAGGACGCAUGUUAAUACACCCUCUCGCUGACCCACUGUACCUGAGCUGUUCUUUCUGGUGAAUUGAAUUGAUUCUGAUGGAGCUGGUGAAAUAAUAUUUCCACUUGCUCAGAGAACGGUUUAUUGCAAAUAAAAAAAAAUAAAUAAAAAAAAAGUUUUCUUUUUUAUUCCCACAUUUCCUUUAUGUGGGAAUAAUUCCUAAAUUACCUUUGUUAUUACCAAAGUGUAAACUGUUACUGGCAGGAAUUUUUGUGUUAUAUUAAUAAUUUAUCAGUACCUAGCAAAAUAUAACCAAAGCAGCCAAAUGGUGGAGUACAGGAAAUCCUUUAUAGCAGGAAAGUGUUUUACCCACUCUUUAUAAUCAGGGGUUAGCAUACUAAAUAUUUAUUACAUUACAGGUUUUUGUUGAUAUUUAACCAUUCAUUUGGAUAUGUAAGAACUUGAAAUUUGCUCAGUUAAUAUACUGUAUGAUUUUCUUUGUCUUAGUAACUUCUACACAGAUAAUACAAUUCUUUACACCUACAUUCACUAUCUUUUCAAUGUCCUAAAAUUAAACAUUUUUUAAACAUGUUGAGUUUUUUAUACAAAUAUUUUAGAAAAAUUGUGUUGCAGGACUUUUAUCUUCACACACUUGACAAUCUUUCUACUGACAACAAAAGGACCAGUAAAUGAAAAUUUUAAAGGAGAUACAAGUUGGAAAAAGCAGUCGUCUUUAUUUUGCAUGUUCCAACAGCACUGUAUACUUUUUUUUUUUUAAACCUCUACUCAUUUUUCUUUUUAACGUUUCGGAACACCAAUUAUUAAAAAUGUUUCCCUUUCCAAAAUCAAGUAGACUUUCCUUCUAUAGACCUUCGAAGCACUAGAGCCAUGGUGAGCAGCAGCUACAGGGUUACAAACACAGGUACAACAAAAUGUAGAACAGUUGAAACCAGAUCUGGACUAAAUACAGUCUCCAAAUAACUAACCAUUUUCUUGUCAGGCUUAACAGGGUUCAGCUGUACUUGUUAAGCACAUAUACAUUUGCUAUAUGUCCAGUGUUUGUUCUGCCAUUCUUCUUGCUUAAGCUCACACAACAAAACACCAGAUCAGGUUGAAACCAGGAUGAUUGAAAAAAAAAAAAAAAA
Messenger RNA from Cynoglossus semilaevis (tongue sole), 4000 nucleotides. Its product is annotated as cyclic nucleotide-gated channel cone photoreceptor subunit alpha-like. Gene Ontology annotation, molecular function: protein-containing complex binding; cGMP binding; intracellularly cAMP-activated cation channel activity. Lineage: Eukaryota; Metazoa; Chordata; Actinopteri; Pleuronectiformes; Cynoglossidae. Gene Ontology annotation, biological process: monoatomic cation transmembrane transport. Gene Ontology annotation, cellular component: intracellular cyclic nucleotide activated cation channel complex; plasma membrane. The record is from RefSeq and is a predicted model, not a curated record. Bases 469 to 2286 code for a protein of 605 amino acids. The transcript has 6 exons.